AAUGAUGGAUGACAAAAUAUUGAAAAUAACAACAAACACUUAUCAUUAUCAUUAAGAUUUAUAUUACAGUCUACCUACUAACAAAUGACUCGAUUAUGCUGGAAGUUUGGAAAUUCAUUAUGCUGACAAACCUAGAUUAAGUAAUCUUCAUGACCUUUAAGAUGACUUCUCUAUGUUUUACUAAAGUGUACAUUUGUAUAUUGGCAUCCCAAGCUUUAGGACUUCUAGUUGAUCAUAAAGCAGCUGCCCAAGGUUAUGACUGGGGUGAACCAGAUUAUUCUGCUGAUGCCCUACAGCUGAAUUACAUCUCAGAAGAAAAUGUCCACUGACAAAGUCUCUAAUUCACAAUAAAGUAUAGAUAUCAAGCCUAUGAACCCAGUUGUGUUUUAUGGGGAAAUACUAAGGCUGAAUUGUACUUUACAUGAGGAAAUCAAUGAUGUUUCUGCUUCAGAAAUGUACUUUGAAAUAAGUGGUAUUAACACAACGUGGACCAUCAAAGAAGGUUUAAAAGUUACAUCCAGAUCCAUUGAAGCUGAUAUCAACAUAACUAAAGAAUUUUAUAUAACAACUAAUGUAGACUGCAGAACAACUAAAAAGUCUUUGAGGACUACUUACAUUAAAGCAGAUAAUCCCAUACAGAAUAUCACAGAUUUUAUGGGAACUUAUUAUUACAAAGACAAAAUAGAAGUGACUUGGAACCUAGCAAAUACUUACUGGAGCACACAAGUGAAUACAAAUUGGUAUUUUGGUUCUGCACCUGAGCUAAAUUACAGUUUACCAUGCAGCACUGCAACAGAUACAUCAUGUGCAAUAGCUGACAGAGGGUACAAUGGAGCAUCAAAGCUCUUCUUUAAGAUAACUGUCAAUUUAACCUUAUCAAAUACUGCUAAAAGGGAUACAAGUUUUCUUGUUUUUGAACUACCAUCCAGCGCCACAGCAAUACAUAGCUUUAACGUUGAUGAUCACAUAAAGUCUGGCCCUCCAUCAGACUUAACCAUAACCCAUAAGACAAGCACAUGCUUCAACUUUACCUGGAGAAAUCCUGAGUAUAUUGACCUCUGCAAAAUGUGUCCCAGAUUUUACCAGAUUGAGUUUAAAGAAGAAGACAUGAUGAAAUGGAUGAGAGAAAACUCCACCACCCUGGCACCAUACCCACAAGCAAACUCCUCUAUUGCACUGUGUCACCUGAAACCCUUCACUACAUACACAUUAAGAUUUCAAGUCAAAGGGCAGAUUCAACAGCCAUGGAGUGAUUGGACCUACAUCACUGGAUCUACAAAUGAAGACAGACCUUUGUAUGGCCCUAACUUGACAGAAACCAGUUUUUAUGAGGAGAAAUGUACAGAAUUAAAUGAAAGAAAAGUCUACAUUUAUUGGCAGGAACCAACAGCUAGCUUGCUACAAGGUGUCUUAACUUACUAUGAAGUAGAGAUUAAUAAUGCAACAGAUCUGUUGAGAAAAGGAUCCAACUACUAUAUAGCAGACCUUAACUGUGAAACUGAUUACAAUAUAUCUAUAUAUGCAGCUACUAAAGUUGGCAAAUCUCUACAGCCAUCAUCCAUUUUCAUACCUGCUCGUAGUAAAGAAAUACCAGUGAUAAAAGAUUUGCAGUUCAAAGUAGAGGAAAAAUUUGACAUUCAGCUCUCCAGCAUUGUAAAGAAUAUUUCAGCCACAUGGGACACAAGCAGUGCAGAUCCUUUAGAUGAGUUGGAAUUAUAUUAUUGUGAGGAAUACUAUAUCCCAAAAAUUUGUUAUGAUGAUUACACAACUGUGGUAGUGAAUCUUAGUGUUGGUUUUCUGGAGAUUCAGAAUAUGAAUAUUAAAAAGAACUUGUUUGGCUACGCACUAAAACACCCUGAUAAAAGAUUAGCAGGAAUUCACUGGACUGAUUGUGUUUACCGUGCUGAUGUUGAGCCCAAAGCCCCUUCAGGAUUCCAAGUGAACCCAGGAGAUGUAGGUUCACUGACCUUGACAUGGAGAUCAGAGCCCUGUAGUAAAGACACUAAGACCCUCAUUCUCUACUAUCACAUCAGUAUUUGCUCUAAGCCUGAGUUCAAUGAGGAAUCAUGCACUAAUGUCACACUAAACAGCUCUGCAAGUAACUACACAGCUUAUGACCUCAUAGAGAAGCAUGACUAUACAGUUUACCUGUGGGCUGAAUCUAUAUAUAAACAAGGGCCCAAGCGAAGCAUCACAGCAACAACCAGGCAUAAAGAUGAUGUUUCCGACACAACAGCCACCGUUAUAAUAGCAGUAGUUGUUAGUUUGGGUGUGGCUGCCGGUGUUGCUGCAGCUGUCAUCAUUUAUUGUAUAUGUAGAAAAUCCAAGAAACGUGUAAUGGAGUUUUAUAAACCAGCAUUGACAGCGUCAUCACAGGCUUCACUUACAAAUAAUAACUACCUGGCUGGUACGCCACCAGAGAGCCAAGUGGUUGUGCCUAUAUAUACAGGAAGCCAAGAAGUUUUGGCAACAGAUGCAGGCAAUCUUUAUGAUGAGCCAUUAGAGCCAGAAAACAAAGCAACAGUGGCAGUUAAAUCAGAAACCCAAGGAAUAGAAGCAGUUGAGCCAGAACACCAAGCAAUUAUAGCAAUAGAAUCAGAAAACCAAGGAAUAGGAGCAGUUGAAUCAGAAAACCAAGAAAUUGUAGCAAUAGAAUCAGAAAACCAAGCAACAGUGGUGCCCCCAUGCUCAGAUACAUCAUUGAAACAACCCAAACCCUCAAGUCAUGUCUGUGACCCAGAGGGUGACUCUAACAGUCUAAAUGAUCCUAACAACUCUGAAGGGAUGAACAGGCAAGUAGAAGAAUAUAUAAGAAUGGCUCAUCAUGGUGACACAAAUCUGGCAACAACUGAUCUGCACCUUUCUAGUCCAAGUGAGAUUACUCUCACUUCUGAUAAGUUGAAACAUCCAUUUCGUGAAAUUGAUGUGUUUUACAUCAGAGAGGACAUCAGGCCUAAAAAUGUCAGGGACGCUGGCAGAAAUGUUACCAAGAGAAAUAAUCAUGACUUAACUCAGCUAGGAACUGAGCAAGAAGAAGCAAUAGAUCCUGAGCAGUCAGUUCCAGAAUAUGUUAGUAUAAACUCUACUUCACCUGACAUAGAUGCUUCUUGUAGCAGGAACAAUAGACUACGUCUGAUUUCAGACCAGUUUAGUAAACCUCCAAUAACUGUUCUGCCAGUUUUGGCACAAGAAAUUGAAGAUAGGCCUGUAGUCAAACAGGUACACAGUUUCCCUACAUCAACCAACAAUGUGAAUACAUUGGAUUAUUUACCUGUACCCUCACAGGUACACAGUUCCCCAUCAUCAACCAACAGUUCCCCUACAUCAACCAACAGUUCCCCUUCAUCAUCCAGCAAUGUGAAUACAUUGGAUUAUUUACCUGUACCCACUCAGGUAAUCAGUUCCCCUGCAACCAACAACGUGAAUACAUUGGAUAAUUUACCUGUACCCACUCAGGUAAACAGUUCUCCUACAUCAUCCAACUGUUCCCCUACAUCAUCCAACAACAUGAAUACAUUGGAUUAUUUACCUGUAGCUACACAGCUAAACAGUUCCCCUACAUCAUCCAACUGUUCCCCUACAUCAUCCAACAACAUGAAUACAUUGGAUUAUUUACCUGUAGCUCCACAGGUAAACAGUUCCUCUACAUCAUCCAACAAUAUGAAUACAUUGGAUUAUUUACCUGUCCCCUCACAGGUAAACAGUUCCCCUACAUCAUCCAACAAUAUGAAUACAUUGGAUUAUUUACCUGUACCCACUCAGGUAAACUGUUCCCCUACAUCAACCAACAGUUCCCCUACAUCAUCCAACAGCGUGAAUACAUUGGAUUAUUUACCUGUAUCAACUGCUCUCCUAAACCAACAAAUAGAAUUUAUUACAGAAGAUGACAGCAGUUCAAAUGUUUCUGAUGUUUCAAGCGUGAGGGAUAUAUCUUUUGGCACCAAUACAUCAUAUCUUGAUGAUGAAUCAGUUUUACAGGAUCUUCCCACCAUAUUAAAUGACCCCAGUCAACAUCAAUACAACAGCUCAGGGGGUCUACACAAUGGUGUAAGUGACCCCAGUCAACAUCAAUACAACAGCUCAGGGGGUCUACACAAUGGUGUAAGUGACCCCAGUCAACAUCAAUACAACAGUUCAGGGGGUCUACACAAUGGUGUAAGUGACCCCAAUGACUCUCAAUACAACAGCUCAGACAGUAUGGAAAGUGACUCUCUACACAAUUCUGAAACCACAGAACAUUUGCUGCAUAAUGGUUAUAUUUCUCAUGAAUAUCCCAAUGAAGUUGAAUCCAAAUCACCUGUACCCAUUGCUGAUCUGGAGAAAGGUACAAAUAAACUACACAAUGGAUAUGUGAGUAACACAGUGAGUAACAUGUUUUCAAAUAACAGUUGGGAUCACUUUCAUAACACCCCUGGGGUUUAAGAAAGUUGUUUGAGUUGUUUUAUUGUUGUUGUUUUUUUGGUUGGCUUAUAAAAGAAAUUUAUAAAUUGCUCAUAAGAAAUAUCAAUGGUUGAAAUGUUGCCUAUAUAGUUGUUAAAAGUAUUGUUAUGAAUUGCUCUAAAGAAGUAUCUGCAUAAUGAAGAUCUGGUUAAAAGUUCAGAGGUCAAAGUGCAUCCGUUGUAUUAGUCCAGGAUUGUCCUGUCCAUUAUACAAGAGACGUUCCUGCAUAAUCCAAAACCCAGUGUCUAGUAAACCUCUUAUGGUUGUGAAUGACUAGCUUACUUCCACUUAUGUUUAUGCCAUGUGUCAAAACAGACUUGUGCGUGAUUAAGUCAGUUUAAAAAAAAAAUAAUAAUUUCAUGCAAUACUAAAAAAGUAGUCAUUGAGUCAGUUUUUUGUCAUAUAAAACAGUAUGUGGUUUGUGAUUAAGUCAGUCUUUUUAAAUGUGAUGUAUUACGAUAUAAAUGAUUGCAAUAUAAGUGACUAAUGUUUAAUUUAGUGUUAUUUUACUUUGCAAUUGGUUGUAUCAGUCUUUUUUAUAAUGUCAUUGAUUGCAGUACAUGACAGUGUAUCCAACUAGUGAUUAAGUCAAAUCUUUUUUUUUAUUGUCAUGUUUCUGUAUCAAGUAACUAGUGAAAAAGUCAUAUAUAUAUAUUACAGUAUAAGUUUUCAAUGUCAUGUAUGACUGUCACUGUAAUAUUUUUUUUUAAAUCUCAGCAGUAUUUUGCCAUUCUGUGAUAUUAAGCAUCUUUGUUUUACCAUAAAUGUUCUGGUUGUUUUUAUGUAGAAUGAAUAUAGUUAGUAUAUCAGAUGUUUUAUUUGACUAUUUUAACUACUUUCAUUUUUUUACUAGCUUUAAGUUUGAAAUUAUGAUUGUAAUUUUAUUUUGUAUUAUUAACCAAACAUACUUUAAUAAAUGAAUGUGAGUUUACUUACAUUUACUUGUUUGACAAAUGAUUUUUAAAUACAGUUAUUUGUUUACUUAUUUUACCUUAAAAAGGUGAUUGGUUUAUUUUUUUAAUCAUUGAUGACUUUUACUAAUCAUUUUCUGUAAAUUUGUAUUUAUUAGAAGAAGUAGGUAAAAUUAUAUUUGAAAUGGUUAGUUAGUUCACCAGUUAUAAAGAAACAUUUGUGUAAUAUUAUGUUUAUUUCAAACAUGCCUGUGUGGAACUUGUGAACUACUGUAACUCAACUAUGCUUCUAUGCAAUUUUAAUUUUUUAAAAAUUCAAGACUCAUGUGGAGGACAACUCUAAUAUUUCUUGCUAUCUAGACAGUUAAAAGCAACUCAGUUAAUUUGUAUUUUAUUCAAAAUUAAAUUAUUUCAGGGUCAACUUUACAUGGUUUUGCCAAAAGCCUUUGUCAACAUUUCAUAUGAUGAUAUAAGCUAGAUUCUAACUUAUAUCACAGUCACUUUACAUGGUUUUGCCCUUAAGUUCUGUUUAGUAUAAUCACAAAUCAAAUCUAAUCAAAGUGUAUAAUGUGAUUUUUUUUUUAACACUAAUAUGAUAACAAAUUAAAUCUAAUCAAAGUGUAAAAUAUGAUUUUUUUACACUGCAUUUUACUUCUUUUAUUUUUAAGCAUAUUACUUUUUUUUUAAAUGUGUAAUUCUGCAUUUUUUGGUUUAAGUUUUGAAGAGAAAAUUUUUUUUGUGACUUCUCUAUAAGUUUUUUGUGUGACAAAGCUGUUAAAACUAUGCAAUAUAAACUGUUCUGUUGAUAACCUUGUUCUUAAUCAAAACAGACACAAACUCUUCCAGGUUUAGCCUUGUUGUUAAUCAAAAUUAAUGUUUCCACGUUACUUUGAUGAAGGUAGACAUAUAUAUGAGCAAAUUCAACAGUACGGUAACCUACAGGGCCAGCGCUACCUAUAAAGCGCUGGCCGUAGGGGGAUGCCAAAAUAAUGGGUUGGAAAAGCAAAUUGAAAGUUUGAGGGGGGGGGGGGGGUGCAAAUAGAAAGUUUGCGUUUUUAAUAAGUUUUGCCUAGGGCGCUAAAUAACCUGGCGCCGGCACUGGUAACCUAUAUUAUACAGGCAAAACAUGCCUAACUCUGUUUUCUAUUACCUCCUUACAUUUAAAAAUCUCAUAACCUAAUCCUGUAUAUAAUGUAUGUAAAACUAAACCACCCGAUCUGUACGAAUAUCUUAACCCAGAUCAUCUGUAUGUGUAUGCAAACAUAUUCUUAGAGUUUUAAUUGCAAUGAACCAUUGACAUGUCCAUUGUUUUUUUGUGUAAAGCCAUGUUGAUUUUCUCUAGCCAACUUGUAUUAACACUGGUACUUCCAUACUUCUUAAUCAAAAUAACCCCCCUAAAAGCUUUAAUAUACACAUUUUUAUUCAGUGUAUUGUAUCAUACUUUUUGUUUUUUAAUAUAGAUUCUAGCUAGCUGAUAUAUUUUAACCAUAGUCAAAUAUUACUUUGUACCUUGUAAGCUUGUAUUUUGGAAAAUCAUUCUGAUGAGAAUAGAAAGCAUGCAAUUUUGAUUUGUUUCUAAAAUGGAAAGUGUUGAGUACACUUCCAAGUAUUUAAUUCUUGUCAAAAAUAAUUGUCUCUGCUAAUUUUACUGCUGAGGUCAUAUUUUACUCUUGAUUUUAUUAUUGUUUAUAACAAAGGAAUAUAAAGUCAUUGUUGAAA
Molecule: messenger RNA, 7070 nt
Organism: Physella acuta
Lineage: Eukaryota; Metazoa; Mollusca; Gastropoda; Physidae
Biological process (GO): cytokine-mediated signaling pathway
Cellular component (GO): external side of plasma membrane
Molecular function (GO): cytokine receptor activity; protein binding
Source: RefSeq, a predicted model, not a curated record